Meloidogyne enterolobii is the source of this 2380-nucleotide messenger RNA. Lineage: Eukaryota; Metazoa; Nematoda; Chromadorea; Rhabditida; Meloidogynidae. The record is from the annotation of a GenBank genome assembly.
UUAAAGAAAAUGUAAAUUAUGAGCACACUAAAUAAUUGUAAUUUUUCACCAAAUUCGUUGACCUCUACAACGCCUAAAAGGAGACCACCUUUGGCGUUGCUUAAAAGAGGAACAAGUAUAGCUCCAUCUCCAGAACUCAAUUCAGCAUCCUCCAGUAGAGAAAAUGCUUUCUCGUUUCAUCAAAAUCCAAGAACUUGUAUUCUUUUUGCGAAAAAUAAUAUUUCUGUAUAUUUUGGAGGAAGAGAACAACAAGGUUAUCUCACACUUCAACAAGACAUUAAUGGAAUUUUAACGCUUAAAUGGGCGCCAAAUGCUUUACUUCAUUCUGACACAAACCAACACAACUCUUUUACAUCAAAAACUUCUUUUGAACUCUCUUCUCAUAGUCAUCAAACACCUUUUUCAAUAAGAAUGGAGACGAUUACACACAUUCAUUUACAUCAAAAAAAAGAAUCAAUUUCCUUCUAUGUUGUUGUUUUGGUUGAUUCUGAUGGUGUUGAACAAAUAGCUUUUCGUUUUGGACAUAAACGACAAUGCUUAACUUUUUUGUUUGCUGUAGAAAAUGGGCUGGCGCCGCUUUUUCGUAUUCAGCCUCCUUUGGAGACGAUUAAAGGAAUUGAAGAUGAAUCUUCCACAAAUAUCAAAAAUACAGCAGAAGAUAAAUCCAAUUGCAAGGAAACUAGUGUUGGUCUAAUUUUCAGUAUCGUUUCUUUUGCUUCUACAAUAGGUCCAGCAAUUGUUGUUCCGUCGUUUAAUUUGACUAAAGCACCUUUUAAAAUGACGAGUGAGAGAUCCACAAGUAGAGAAAAUUCAAAAGAUGAUGAUGGACAGGCUGUUAGGUCUUCUUUGGUUAACGCAACAAAAGCAAUGAAAACACAAAUUUUAAGUCGAGCAUUUAAUGGUUGGUUAUCUUAUUGUCGACAUAUGAGAAUAAUUUCGACUCGUUUGGCAAAUAUUGUAUAUGAAAUUGAAAAUUGUGGAAAUGAAGAAGAAGAAAAUGGAAUUGAUGGUGAAUUAAUGCCUGUAACUGAAACAUUUUGGAAAUUGUGUAGAAUGGAGAAAUCGAUUCCUCUUUACAAACAAUUUUUGUCUCGUGUCUAUUUUUGUGGAAUAGAAAAUGAUUUUCUUCGUGCUCAAUCUUGGCCUUAUUUAUUAAGAAUUGUUGAAUGGCAUGAAGAUUUGGAUAAAUAUAAAAUUGAUUUUUUAAGAAAAGAAUAUGAAAAAGAUUCGAAUGAAUGGAUGGAAAUUGAAAAAAAUUUUCUUUCAAAUUCUUUACAAAAAAAUGAAUAUUCUCGUCAAAAUUCGGAAAUUAUAACAACAGAAUUUUCAAUUCAAAAAGAUUAUUUUCCUUCUUCUACACGUUCAGAAUCAACAAACUCUGAUGUUUUUGAAGAUUUGGAUGUUGUUGAUUUUGAUGAAAAUGAAUUGACAAAUUCAGAAAAUUUAUUGGCAAAAGAACUAAUGGCAAAUUUAAUUCGUGUUCAAAAGGACGUCGAUCGUUGUGAUAGAAUAACUCGUUUUUAUUCAAAAAUGGAAAAUUUAAUUAUUUUACGUAAAAUAAUGGUUACUUACAUUUAUCGACGUUUAAAAAUUGAUAUAAACGAUGGGUAUGUUCAAGGAAUGUGCGAUGUUCUGGCCCCUUUAUUAGCUUUAUUUGUUGAUGAAUCGUUAACUCUUGCUUGUUUUGAACGUUUAAUGUUGAGAAGAAUGGCUAAAAACCUUCCUCAAUGCAAACAUAAUAAUGAAAUGGAUGAAAACUUGAAUCAUUUUCGUUAUUUAGUAGAAGUUAUGGAUCCAGAAUUGUAUUCUCAAUUAAUGCGAAAUGUGGAUUAUUCUUUUGUUGUUUUUUAUCGUUGGCUUUUACUUGAUUUUAAGAGAGAAUUACAAUAUUCUGACGUUUUUCAACUUUGGGAAGUUAUUUGGUCUGCAGAAGUUCUUUGUUCUCGCCAUUUUGGUUUAUUUUUUGGUUUGGCUUUGUUAACACAAUACAGGGAAAUAUUAAUUGAAAAUGAUAUGGAUUUUACUGAUGUUAUAAAGUUUGUUGAAUUUAUUAUUUUAAAUUGAGUCAUUUGUAGUUUAGUGGUAAUUUGGUGUUAGGUUUAAAGGGUUGGGGUCAUUUUUAAUUAAAAAGUGUAUUAGUCGUGGCUUCGAAUCCCGAGGGUGUUUUUUAUUUUUGCGAUUUUGCGUAUUUUAGUUUUUCAUGAGUCAUCCGUGGUGUAGUGGUUUGAUGUUGGGUUUAGAGGAAAAAUGAUUUUGUGGGUUCGAGCACCAUGAGUGGGCUUUAUUUAAUUCUUGUGAUUUUGUUGAAUUUAAUUUUUCAAUUGUCGUUCGUAAUGUUAUGCGUUAAUGUUUGGGUUUAUGGGGAAGGGGCUUGGGUUCG